ACCACACUUCCCUGGAGACGGUUGCUACAACAGUCCGUUGCCUCCUCUCAGCUGUUGGUUCGUGUUUGACGUUAGAUAACAGUCACAUCUGUCCGACCGAGAGUUUAAAAUAUAUAAAAUAUAUAAAAAUGGCUUUUGAUUCACACAGCCAGAGAGAUGCAAACGGAAGUUACACCUUCUCCAGUCGACCCAGACCUGUAGAGAACCGGUCCAAGUACAGAGAGCCUCCGUCUGAACAGAUGCAGAAUUAUGGAAACAUUAUGUAUGACCGUCGUGUCGUCAGAGGAAACACUUACGCCCAGCACAUCAUACCGACUAUGGUUCCGCCGGACCCUGCUGAGACACAAAGACAACAGGAGAUCAGGAGGAGAGCCAUCGCUCGAAAACGAGCCAGGGAGCAGUUCAGAUCGGGGACUCCAGAGGCCCUGCAGGGCAGAAAACACAUCGACGUACAAACAGAGCUUUAUCUCGAAGAACUGAGUGACGUCAUAGUGGCUGCAGAUAUUGAGUGCCAGACUGAUGCUUUCCUGGACAAACCAGCGACCCCGCUCUUCAUACCUGCCAAAUCUGGCAAAGACGUUGAAACACAGAUAGAGGAGGGAGAGCUGUUUGACUUCGACGUGGAGGUGCAGCCGCUGUUGGAGGUCCUGGUGGGUAAGACAAUUGAACAGUCCCUGGAGGAGGUGAUGGAGGAAGAGGAGCUGGCCUCUCUGCGGGCCCAGCAGAGGGCUUUCAGAGAGCUCCGGAAAAAGGAGCUGGCAGAGGUGCAUCAGCUUCAGGAGCAGGAGAGGCGUCGCACUGAGGAGAAAGGCCACAGAAUUGCCCAGCAGAAGGAGGUCCUGAAGAAAGAGAGAGAGGUUGCAGAGAAGAUUGCCGCCCGGGCGUACACCCAGCAGUACUUGGCCGACCUCCUGCCGACUGUCUUCACCUCGCUGAGAAACCACGGCUACUUUUACGACCCCGUGGAGAAAGAUAUUGAGACUAAUUUCCUCCCGUGGCUGGUGGUUGAGGUUAACAACAGUUUGGAGAGGAGAUACACAGCAAGAGAGAUGCUGGACACUAUCAUCCACGAUGUCGCCCAGAAGAGACUGGAGGGGUUCAAAGAGCCGGAGACACAGCCAGCUAAACCAGAGACUCAGUGAGUCACAGAGAAAGGUCAAAGAAAUGUAUGUGUGUUCUCAAGAAUAAAAUGUUUUUCCACUGACUAA
Messenger RNA from Larimichthys crocea (large yellow croaker), 1208 nucleotides. It is a transcript of the gene rsph3, whose product is annotated as radial spoke head 3. The coding region runs from base 129 to 1142 and encodes 337 amino acids. Lineage: Eukaryota; Metazoa; Chordata; Actinopteri; Sciaenidae. The record is from RefSeq and is a predicted model, not a curated record. The transcript is spliced from 8 exons. Gene Ontology annotation, cellular component: cilium.